UAUAUAUCCCUAUAUCAUUAUAUACAUGUACAUAUAAUAUAUAUAUAUAUAUAUAUAUAUAUAUAUAUACACACUCCGGCGGUGGAGUAGUUAGUGCGGUGGUCACCGGAGGGUCCAAUUACAGACCUAACCCAAUAAUCAAAGUGUCGCAUCAUCAACUCCAAAACUCACUCAAGUUACAUUCCCUUUUGACUUUCUUUCUUCAAGAUCUCAAAGCAGAAGAAUCAGACCACCAAGAAGACGAUGAAAUCGGUGAAAGGUAAUCAAGAAGAAGAGGAAGAAGAGGACGAUGAAGAGUUCAUCACCAAAAAAGACGCCCCUUCUUCCAAUCACAACAGAGACGGGAAGAACAAUGAGAAGGCUAGUGCAAUAAGAUCAAAACAUUCGGUGACAGAACAGCGCAGAAGGAGCAAGAUCAAUGAGAGAUUUCAGAUAUUGAGAGAUCUAAUACCCCAUAGUGAUCAAAAGAGAGAUACAGCAUCAUUUCUAUUGGAGGUGAUUGAUUAUGUCCAUUUCUUACAAGAAAAGGUACAGAAGUAUGAGGGAUCAUACCAAGGGUGGAGCCCAGAACCCACAAAGUUGAUGCCAUGGAGAAACAAUCAUUGGCGUGUUCAGAGUUUUGUUGGUCAUCCUCAAGCCAUAAAGAAUGGUUCUGGUCUAGGUUCAACAUUUACCGGGAGGUUUGAUGAGAAUAACAUGACUAUCGGCUCAGCCAUGCACACAGAUGCACAGAAUCCAAUCGAAUUAAACUCUAACAGGGAUGCCUCCUGCAAAGCAAUGGAUCAGCAAUCUGGCAUGGCAAACAAGGCAAUAGCGAUGCCUAUGCCAUUGCAGGCAAGUAUAUCCACUUCUGUCCAAGGUGAUGGCAUACUCGCCCAUCCUCUUCAGAGACCAGUCUCUGAUGCACAAUUAACUGAGUGCCCCACCACUAGUGAUGCACUGAAUCAACAGGAGGAACUGAUGAUUGAAGGGGGCACAAUUAACAUCUCUAGCGUUUACUCUCAAGGGUUAUUGAAUUCUCUGACACAAGCACUGCAGAGUUCGGGUUUGGACCUGUCACAAGCCACUAUCUCAGUGCAGAUUGGUCUUGGAAAGCAAGCUAGUAGACAAAUGACCUCUGGGAUAUCCAUUGCUAAGGAUCAUGAGAAUCCUCAUUCUACACAUCAGCCAGUGGGACAUUUCAGGGAUAAUGGUGAGGAUUCCAAUCAAGCUCAGAAGAGGGUGAAGAUAUCAAACUACUGAUGCAGAGUCCUUAUUGUGGCAGAAAGAAGUUUUGUUAAGUAAGAAAUCUUCCACAUUAUGUAAUGUUCUGUGGUAACCUACGGAAAAAGAGAUGUGAAAACGUUUCCAACUUCCUGAAACAGCUCAUCCCGCCUGAAGAGAAGCAAACUUAUCAUCGUUUUUAUAACUUUCUGCACUUGAAAUCUAUGCUGUCGUCUGGUCCAAUAUGUGGAAGGGACUGGAUGGCUAAAAUUUUCUGCAUCUUCUACAUCCGGGCUUGACUUCCUUUUGGUUCUUGUGGAUUUUCUGGCUCAAAAAUUACAGUCCCAAUGUAAUAUUUGUCGAAUGACCUGUACAAGUUUGUAUUCUUUCAGCAUCUCUUCGGUAUGGUUCCUUCUGAAUGACGAUAGAUUUGAAGACAAUUGUUUGUUUGCAUGGUAUUCGAUAUGCACUUCAAGCUUCCUCGCUCAUAAAAGAUUGUAGUCGGAAAGGAGGACUGACACACAAAUAUAACCUCUCGCUAUGAGGUUCGAAUGACAUUGAUGUUCAGUGUCAAACCAUUGAACCAGACAAUAGUCCUCAAAGAUGAGCCUUUUCGUAGCAGAAUAGUUUUGGAAAGUAUGCUCUAAGAGGAAUAAAGAUUUUCGAGCCCCCAAUCCCUGUACAUUGAACCUCUUGCAUAAUCCUGUAGAAGUACAUAUCAGGGUACUAUUUCAUUGCUACAGAUUUGAAUGUAAACAAACGAGGAAUUGACUCUACUGCAUGCAUAUUAUUGCUAAAA
This is a messenger RNA of Cornus florida, 2002 nucleotides long. Its product is annotated as transcription factor BIM2-like. NCBI's taxonomy places the organism in Eukaryota, Viridiplantae, Streptophyta, Magnoliopsida, Cornales, Cornaceae. Gene Ontology annotation, biological process: DNA-templated transcription. Bases 244 to 1242 code for a protein of 332 amino acids. The transcript is spliced from 9 exons. The record is from RefSeq and is a predicted model, not a curated record. Gene Ontology annotation, molecular function: protein dimerization activity; DNA-binding transcription factor activity.